CACGAUUGGCUGGCAGUCGGCGGGCGAGUGGCAGCCAGGCGCCUGCCCGCUUGCGGGGCUUCUCCUCAGCGGCGUCGCAGGGUCCAUUGACCACCUCAGCCUCCCUCCGAGGUCCGUAUGGCCUCAGGCUCUCAGAGAAGGUGUCCCCACGCUCCCCGAAGGCUCCGGCGCGUCUCCGGAAACCGCGGUCAGGAGAAGUGGCACCACCGCUCGACAGCCUAGCGCGGCCGUGACGUCAGGCGGGCGCGAGCUGCGAUUGGCCAGAGCAUGUGGUGUGGGAGGGCGCUGGUGCAAGUGGUUGGGCGCGCGGCUCCGGGGCGGAGCCAGGGAGCGCCGAGCGCUGCUCUCCGAGCUCAAAAGGGGCGCGCUCCUGGGCCGGCUCGCAUCUCAGGCCUGAGUGUUUUAGGAAAGAUCAGACAAUUUGUAACAAUGCCUGAAAUAAACACCAAUCAUCUAGAUGAGAAACAAGUCCAACUCCUUGCAGAGAUGUGUAUUCUUAUUGAUGAAAAUGACAAUAAAAUUGGGGCUGACACCAAGAAGAAUUGCCACUUGAAUGAAAACAUUGACAAAGGAUUAUUACAUCGUGCUUUUAGUUUCUUCUUAUUUAACACUGAAAAUAAGCUUCUGAUACAGCAGAGAUCAGAUGCUAAAAUUACCUUUCCAGGUUGUUUUACCAACACUUGUUGUAGUCAUCCAUUAAGUAAUCCAAGGGAGCUGGAAGAAAAUGGUGCCAUCGGUGUAAGGCGAGCAGCACAGAGGCGUUUGAAAGCUGAAUUAGGAAUUCCUUUGGAAGAGGUUCCUCCAGAAGAAAUGAAUUAUCUAACACGAAUUCACUACAAGGCACAAUCUGAUGGUAUCUGGGGUGAACAUGAAAUUGAUUAUAUUUUGUUUAUGAAGAAGAAUGUAACUUUGAAUCCAGAUCCCAAUGAAAUUAAAAGCUAUUUUUAUGUAUCCAAGGAAGAACUAAAAGAACUUAUGAAAAAAGCAGCCAGUGGUGAAAUUAAGGUUACUCCAUGGUUUCAAAUUAUUGUGGACACAUUUCUCUUUAAAUGGUGGGAUAACCUGAAUCAUUUGAAUCAGUUUGUUGACCACGAGAAAAUACAUAGACUGUGAAUGUGUAAAUGAAUGAUUAUUGAAAAUUUUCCUUAUCUAGUAAACUUAGGAUGGUUUUAUUGUUGUUUUAAAAUUGGAUUCCCCAUUAGGACAAGUUUCAUGAUAUUUGGAUACAUUACAACCAGAGUUUGUGUGGGGGAAAAAAUUCAGUUGGCAUAUAAUUUUGUUUCACACCCCAUCUACAUGCACUGUUAUUUGUAAAAAACAUUUAUGAGAGAAUUGUAAAAUGAGAGAGCAAAUAAAACGUGAACUGUCCAAAUACAGGGUUAUGACAAAUUGAAGAAAUAGUAAAGUUCUUCAUUUUUUUUAUAUUCUGAAAAAUAUUUUCAGAACACUCUGCUUGCUGUUGGCCUGGUGCUUUAUAUAUAAAUGAAUUUGUAUCAUAGUCCAGAAAAAUGAGCAAAGAAAACUGUUUGCUUAGAUCCUUUAAAACAUUCCUUAUUAACAGAUUAAACUGUCAGAGCAGGUUUAAGGAAACCUGUGCACAGCCAACUCUCGGUAUCCACACAGGUUUUGUUUUGGGACUCCCUUCAUACCAAAAUCUGCAGAUGUUUAAGUCCGUUAGUUUGCCUAUGAUCUACACACAUCGUCCCUUACACUUUAAAACAUCUCUGGAUUAUUUAAUAAUGUAAAUGUUACAUAAAGAGUUGUUACACUAUAUUGUUUAGGAAACAAUGGCAAGGAAACGUUUAAUACACAUGAUUUUUUUUCCAAAUAUUUUUAAUCUACAGUUGAUUGAAUCCUUGGAUAUGUAACACAGAUGUGGAGGGCCAACUGUAUAUCCUAAUUUCUGUCAUUCUAAGUUGAUUUUGUGAUUCAGCCUUUCUGAAAGUAUCAUUUUGAUACUUAACAGUCAACUGUUAACUUUUGGUAAUGAUUUUUUUUUAAUAAAUUUUCUUUUAAAAAGUAUUUACAACUGCAAAUUUUUACAGUGCACAUUUCUUACUCUCUGUUGGGAAUUGCGUCAUACAUUAUAGGGUUAAGAAAACUAUAGGCACUAUGGACAUUUGUUCUGGAUAGUUCUUUGUUGUAGCAUUAAGCAGCAUCUCUGGGCUCUACACAUUAAAUGUCAUGACAACCAGAAUUACACCAGAUACUGCCAAUAUCCACUAGGGGGCAAAGUUGCGCCUUGGUAAGAACCACUGUUCUAUAUCUUUAGUAGGGGAAGAAUAGCGUGAAAAAUCUGCAUAGAUUCAGAUUAUGCAAUGGGUGUAUGUUAAAAAUGUACCUUGAUUAAUGCACUUUUUAAAAUUGCCAUAGAUUUCUCAAAUUUGAAAUCUUAAAAAUAGUUUUAUUAUCUUUAAAUGCUGUAUAAUAAUAAAAAAAAAUUAUUUCUUACAAAGCUAAAUGUUUUAUAAUUCAAUUUCUUGUUCAUCCUGAACAAUUAACUUAUAACUUAAGACUGUGUAACAAGUAUUUUAUUGAGAAGCAAACACAAUAAACAGUUACCACAUUUUAA
This is a messenger RNA of Marmota monax (woodchuck), 2572 nucleotides long. It is a transcript of the gene Idi1, whose product is annotated as isopentenyl-diphosphate delta isomerase 1. The record is from RefSeq and is a predicted model, not a curated record. Gene Ontology annotation, biological process: isoprenoid biosynthetic process; isopentenyl diphosphate biosynthetic process. Gene Ontology annotation, cellular component: cytoplasm. The coding region runs from base 268 to 1113 and encodes 281 amino acids. Gene Ontology annotation, molecular function: isopentenyl-diphosphate delta-isomerase activity. Lineage: Eukaryota; Metazoa; Chordata; Mammalia; Rodentia; Sciuridae. The transcript has 5 exons.